Molecule: messenger RNA, 1379 nt
Organism: Schistocerca serialis cubense
Lineage: Eukaryota; Metazoa; Arthropoda; Insecta; Orthoptera; Acrididae
Product: acyl-CoA Delta-9 desaturase-like
Exons: 7
Coding region: 79-1122 (347 amino acids)
Biological process (GO): unsaturated fatty acid biosynthetic process
Cellular component (GO): endoplasmic reticulum membrane
Molecular function (GO): stearoyl-CoA 9-desaturase activity; iron ion binding
Source: RefSeq, a predicted model, not a curated record
UGUAAAAGCACAUACUGGCCUCCAUUGUUCUGUAGUGGCAACAAGGAGUGGAGUGUGCAAUUGGCCCAGCAUACCAAGAUGGAAAUACCGAAGACAGCCGACCAGGGGGUGGAGCUGUUCGGGAUGAAGACUCGCGGCAAGCUGCUGGCUACGGCGAGCGGCCGCGCUGAGGCGGACGGCGGCGACAGCGCCGAGCGGUGGGAGCCGCGAGAGACCGACUGGGGCCGCGUGGUCGCCGCGCUGCACAUUCAGUCCGGCGCCAUCUUGUCGCUCGCCUCCAUCGCCUGGAAGGCCAGCCUUGUUACCUGGCUCUGGGGAGGCCUGCUGACGUGGCUUGGUAUGCUGGGGCUGACGGCGGGCACGCAUCGACUGUGGGCGCACCGCAGCUACGAGGCCUCUGCGCCACUACGAGCUUUCCUCGCUGCCUGCCACACCGCCGCUGGACAGGGCAGCAUCUACACGUGGGUGCUGGAACACCGCAUGCACCACAAGUACCACGGCACUGACGAUGACCCGUUCAACUACCGGCGCGGCUUCCUGUUCUCGCACGUGACCAGCCGCCUGCUCAAGCCACACCCACGCUUUCAGGAGGUCGCCGCCACCAUCGACAUGAGUGACAUCGAGGCCGACUCCAUCGUCAUGUUCCAGCACAGGUACUGGGCGCCGCUGACGCUGCUGCUGGGGGUGGCGCUGCCGCUGUGGCUGCCGCUGCUCGUGUGGGAGGACGUCCCGCUGCCCGCCAUCGUCAUCACGGUGAUGCUACGGCUCGCCGUCCUCUGGCACGUCGCCGGCCUCAUCAACACCGGCGAGCAGAUCUGGUCACUCUCCGUCAAGAAUAAGUACUCGGUGGACUCUAACCUGGUGUUCUUCCUGAACCGGACGCACUGGCCGCAGUACCACUACCUGCUGCCGUGGGACUACCGCACGGGCGAGUUCGGCUCGUACGACGACGACUGCGUGACGACGGCGAUCCGCGUGUGGGCGGCGCUGGGCUGGGCGUGGGGGCUGCGCACGGUGGGCCGCGACGCCGUGCGCCGCGCGCUCGCCGCCUCCGACGACGUCGUCUCCGCGCUCGAGGAGGAGGGUCGCCGCGUCGCCAAGCAGUCGCUCUUCCUGCAGUAGGGCGGCCCGCCUCUGUCCAGGCUGACAAAGGAUGUCAUCAGCGAGGUAGCUGGAGAAUUCACUGGAAACAGCGGACUCGAUUACUGGUUAUCGUCCAAGUGUAUCGAGGCAAUGGUCUGUUUGCUGGUGACCAUCAACAACUUUAGAACCUCUGCUUUUGGCCCCCACGCCCUAACUUUUUUUGUGUAAAACCGUAUUGCCGUCUCUCUCCUUCUGAUUAAGUUAUAAUAAAAAUAUUUUGACCUAGAAUUUUAGAA